This is a messenger RNA of Misgurnus anguillicaudatus (oriental weatherfish), 6741 nucleotides long. NCBI's taxonomy places the organism in Eukaryota, Metazoa, Chordata, Actinopteri, Cypriniformes, Cobitidae. The record is from RefSeq and is a predicted model, not a curated record.
ACAGUUAAGCCAUCGCCCUAUGCACUGCCCACUGCCUCUGCCUCCCUCAAUCCAUGCCCCCCCUUUACCACACACACAAACUGCCCUCCCUCUACCGAACACACAAACAGCCCUCCCUUCACAGCUCUUUCUGAGAGUCGCCCUCCCUUUCCCACUCUCUCUGAAAGUCACCCUCCCUUCACUGCUUUCACUCCAGCCCCAACCACCCCUGUUGCUUCACCAGAUGCUAGCACACUGUAUCCAGUUAUUAAAGGAACUAUGCAGCUUAAAGGGGAAUUAGAAGUUGAGGGAAAUGUGGAACUGUAUGAUGAGAUGCAUAGAGGCAAAGAAGGAUCAUUCAGUGAACAAAGUCAGGCAGCAGGAGGAGCUAGUCAGUAUACCAGGACUCAGUUAGAACAUCUGGACAGACUAAUUGAACAGAGAGCCAAGGAAAUAACAGAAUUAACUAAAGAGGUGAAGUCUUUGGGUUUAGCAGGGCUAUCGCAGGACAGAGAGCUGGGUAAAAGAUUACAAGAGGAAGAAAGGAUGAUUUUGGAGCAAGAAAGGCAGGAUAGAGAGAUAGCAAAAGAAAGGGUGCUUAAGCAACAAAAGGUCAGGGCAGUGCAGGCUAUGGAACAGAGAAAGCGAGAAACUGAUGACUGGCUAAAUAUGAAAAUGACACAAGAGUACCCAGCCUCUAAAGGUGGUAUAGAUAUGACAAAAAUGUCAGGACCUGAUGGAUUAAGAACUUACAGAGCUAAGAUGUUGGUAGAGGAGAGAAACAGAGAUUUGGACUAUAGGGACACAUUAGCUUUAGACUUUGACCCAAUAGAGGACAGAUCCCCAUUAUUGAAAAGCACCCCUAGAGGUGGAAUGAAUGAGCCAGGUGUGAGUGUAUUUCCGUUGCGUAUUGAAGGGAAAACAGCUGUGUAUGUCCCAUGGGCUCAUAGGGAUUUAGAGACUAUAAUAAAUUUGUUGCCAAGUUUAAGAGACGGUGCUGGUCCCUGGAUCGGUGCGUUAGAGAAAGAGACGCAAGGUACAAGAUUGGCGGUGGGUGACAUAAAAGCCUUACUGGCAAAAAUCACUAGUUUGAGGGAAAUGGAGGAUGUGUUGUGGUCAGCAGGUAUGGGACAGAGUGUGGUUUCGUCUGAUUUUGAUGGCCAGGCUCUUGACUGUUACAGGGGCAGACUUUGUGGUGCCUUGAGAACUGAGUUCCCUGUCAAGUUUGACAGCACCAAACUGACCCCCACUGCACUGGGUCAGGAGGACUGCGCACUGUGGAUUGCUAAAAACAUGCAAACUUGGAGAGGGCAGGGGCUGAGAAAAGAUCCCACUGACCCAAGAGACUUUGAAACCAGACUGUUCAGAAAGGAACUGCUGGACGCACUGCCAGUGUCUGUGCAAAACAAACUGAGUGACACCCCAGGACUAAAUGCAAUGCCAGACAGCCAGUGGGUGGAGACCCUGAAACACCAUGCUUCCAAACACCAGAGACACGAAAGAGACUUAGAGCAACAAGCUAAAGAGACUGAACGAAAGCUGGCUCAAGUUAGUCUGGAAGAAAAGAAAAGAAACAAAGACAUUAGUAAAGUCCCCAGGGGAACCUAUGUAGCGGGAUGGGCAGGGUCAUAAGAGUCAGCGAGCCACUCUCAGGGCGAAAUGGUUGCAACACACCCUCCUAACAGGUCUGAAAAGGUAGCAUAUCUGCCAAAACAAGCUGCGGAUCAAACCCAAAAUCAGAACCCAUGGCAGCACCCUCAGGGCGCAGCCCCGUCUCAACCAGUAGUUGUGAAUGUAAAGGCACCUAGUGGACAGAGUAGAUGAAUUAUUUUUUGAAGAUGGCCAAGGGGCAGAGGAAGGGGAUAUUUUCAGAACAGGGCAUCCGCUGAUCUGGGUCCAUAUUUCGGGCAAAACAAUGUUUGCUGGGGAUGUGGGGAGAAUACUCAUGCUAGGCGUGACUGUCCAAAAAACCCAUGGAAGCAAUAGGGGUGUUCGGAGGGUCCCAUUAACCAACAGGUAGCAUUAUCCAAAAAUUGGGUUUGGGAAGAACCUAAAUUAACAUGCAUAAUAAAUGGAGUGAAAUUUGAAUGUUUAAUUGACACCAGGGCUACAUGCAGCUCAAUUGAUCCAAAAUUGGAACCUGGGGUUGUUGCAUCACAAUCAUCUGUUAUAACAAUAGGAUUCUCUGGAAAACCUAUGGAAAUGUGUCUGUCAGAACCAAUUAUGGUUUAGAUAGAAGGAAAAACUGUUGUAAAUCAAUUUCUGAUGGCACCUCAGGUUCCGAACACAUAAAUAGAAAGGGACAUUUUGUGUAAAUUAGAUGCUACUAUCAAAACCACACCACAGGGAUUAACGUUGCAGUGUCUAACCAAAAUAACUAGAAGAUAUUGAGUUGAGAAGUGAAAGAGGGCUGGUUUGAAAGAAUGGAGUAGCAGUGAGAAUCAGCAGUUGUAAGCUAUAGAGAAUUUUGCUGUGGAAGGAAGCCACCCCCAUGUGAAAGUUUGGGUGUGGGGAGAUCAUAGGGCUAGGGACCCAGAACCUUAUGUGAAAAAGUAAUAUUCCAUUGAAUGGGAAAAAGGAGAGGAAGGCUGGAUGGAGAACAGGGAGCUAGGUUGGUAUCUAAUUCCAUUAGAAAUGACUGGGACAGGUAUACAGCAGAAGCAAAUAAUUUUACAGGACAGCAGCAUAAAGGAGCAGGUAAUUGCAUUGUUUAACCAAUUGCUAAAAGAUAAGCUAGUUAUCCCCAGAGAUGAGAGGGAGUAUGCUUGCAAUAUGUAGAUGAUAUUUUGAUAGCACACAACAACAGAUAGGGGUUUGAGAAAUUAACAGAACAAGUUUUGAGCAGACUGUAUGACAUGCGAAUAAAAGUAUCAAAAUAAAAGUUGAUAUUGGCUAAAACCAGUGUACAAUAACUAAAAAAAGUAAUCUUUGAAGGGCAAAAAGAAAUUUUUGACAAACACCACAGAACCAUGCUUUACUAUCCAUAGCAAAACACAGUGAUGCAAAUGAUGGAAUUAAUAGGAGCUACAGGGUUUUGUAGUUCAUACCAGAGUUAAUACCAGAAUAUGCCAGUAGGGUAAAUUAAUUUAGGGAAUUUAAAUGUGAGGACAUGGGGGAAAAAAACAGACAGAUGUUGUUAUAUUGUAGUGAAGGCACACCACACGUUUGUACAACAGAAGGAAUUAAUUUAUUGACAAAGGAAAUGAAAAAGCAAAUGAGGAAGCAAAAUUAGGCGCGGCAAAACCAGAGCGAGCUGAAACCAUGACCAUGGUAGUGACAAGGUCAGGUAAAAAGACUAUAGUGAACAGGUGAGCAUUUCCGCAGACGUAACUGUAGAUGAAAUCAGAGACAUGCAAAAUACAGCGUAACAAAUUGAAAAGAUGGAGUGGCAAAGCAGAGGUAUUGUCAAUGUCAAAGGUUUGUGGAGAACCGAGCAACAACAAUUAGUAAUACCAUCUAGAAUGGAGAAAAUGGUAAUGAUGAACGCGCAUGGUAGUGAACAUUGCGCGAGGGGGGAGAUGAUAGAUAAGAUUUUGAGACAACAGGGUUUCUGGUUUAUCAAUAUGCAAAACUAAAUUAGCGAAUUUUUGUCAGAAUGUGAUAUAUAUAUGAAAAGAAAUGUCAAACCAGCAGUACAUCCAAUGCGUCUGUUUCCAAGUGUGGAAGGACCAUUUGUGCAUUUAGUGAUGGAUUUUGUAGAUAGAUCCACCCAAUUAAGGAGAAAAUGUGUUUUUUCGAGAUGGCAGAAGCUUAUCCAGUGUGAACGCAGAGUGCGCAAGCAGUGGCUGGAGCACUUAAGAGGGAAGUGGUCCCAAGAUUUGGGCUUCCCAAGGUAUUGCAGGCAGAUAAUGGACCAGGAUUUCAGGCCAACCUGUUGAGAAAAGCACUUGCUAGGGUAGGAAUAACCCAAAAAUUUGGAUCAGUGUAUCAUCCACAGUCUCAAGGGGCGGUUGAGAGGUGUAACGGCAUACUUAAAUAAAAAAUAGCCAAAAUCUGUGCACAGACUAAACUAAUUCGGGUUCAGGCCUUACCAAUAGCGCUCAUGGCCAUAAGAUCUAGUACUAACAGGGAAACGCGUUUAUCCCCUCAUGAAAUGGUCACAGGGAGACCAAUGUUCAAAGCUAACCAAAAUUAAAUGAAUUUGGAGCAUGAGGAGGAUCUAAAAAAUGAAAUUAAUGAAUAUAUUGAUGAACUAAUGAGAAACCAUAAAGCUAUUUUACAGAUUGAAAGCAGGCCCAGAGAGACACCUGGUGACGAGACUGCAACACCUUUUCCUGUAGAAACCGGGGUGUAGAUCAAAGUUUACUAGCGUAAGUGGGAUGAACCCAGACGAGAAGGCUCGUAUGAGGUCAUAGAAGCUAGCCCAACAGCUGUUAAGAUAGUGAUGUGAUGAACCAUAGAAACUGGAUUUGGAGAUCACAAUGAAUGGGUAAUGUAUGAUCAAAGCAUUUAAGGAUAUGGAGGAUGAAGAUUGCAUGAAUGUUGUUUAUUUGUUUCUAAUAAUGAAAAUGUUUCUCCCACCAAAUGUACAGGCUUAUAAGGGUAAUUGUACAUGUUUUAAGAUAACCAUUUCACAGAUGGGUGGUGCCAAAGAGAAAUUGAUGUUACAAAUGACAAAGAGGAAUACAAGGCAAACUGGUUUGUAGGCCAGACCAGAGAAAGGGCAGACGUAUGGUGAAUGGUUGUUGACAUGAAUUUAAGGCCAGGUUUGAGAGUAAAUUGGAAGGGAACCUGUACCCUGGUACAAUUAAUAAUGCUAUUUCAAAUGUUUUCAUUACCUGAUUUUGGGAGCCUACAUGAUAAAAUAAGUGUUAAGAGAAUUAACAGACAGAAAAGAAAUCUGCCUGGUGGAUCUUAUGAUAAUAUGUGCAUAUAGAGUGUACAGUAUAUCAGAGGGGUUCCAAGGGGGGUGCCAGAUGAAUACAAAGCGAGAAAUCAGAUCGUUACAAGUUUUGAGUCAAUUCUUCUCUGGUGGUCAACCCUCAAUAAAAAUUUGGAUUGGAUUAAUUGUAUUACGUUAAGGGGAUAUCUGAACAAAUGGGACUAAAGUCACUGAUGACAAAACAGUCUGGCAUUAGAUAUGUGGUUGGCUGAAAAGGGGGGUGUUAAAAAAAAUUAUAGAUAAUGGAUGCUGAAAAUUUAUUUCUGACAAUACUGCCACUGAUGGAAGCAUUAUAAGGGCAUUAGAAGGUUUGACCGCCUUGUCAAAUGAAUUGGCUGAGAACUCUGGGGUAGAUGAUUUCUUUACAAAAAUGAUGGAAAAUGGUUUGGGAAAUGGAGUACACUGAUAACUUCUUUACUGAUGUCAACUGCUGUAGCUGUUGCUAUCCUUGCAUUGUGUAUUUGUUGUUGCAUACCAUGUAUCAGUGGUUUGAUUGAGAAAACUAUCGACAAAGGAAUGGGUAAGAUAAUGUACCAACGGGUACAAAUUAAUGAGGACGACGAGGGAGAUAAAUUUGAGGACAACAUCCAUGUGUGAUGGGGAACCAACGAGGCUCUAGUACCCUCCUCCCUCACACGGCCCUCUACGCGUGCAAAGCGCAUGGGUUGAAGACCGUUGAAAGCUGGAAGAUGCACCCUACACGUAUACAUAUAGAAUUCAUGUUUCUUAGAAAGACUCUGUGUGGACUGCCCACCAGAGCAAAACACUCUCAUGUGAGAAUCAUUAUGUUACUGGUCAUGUUAAACUGGACAUAGGGUGUCACCUAUACUAAUGCAUUUAUUAUUUUUUAUUAAUGUUUAUAAUUUUUUUGCAUUUGUUAUCAUUUAUAAACAAGGUAUUAUCUUUUGCAGUGAUUAUUUUUAUUACUAUAAUCUUUUAUUAGUAAUGCAAGUUGCAAACCUGAAGUGUGUGUAAAAUAGGGAAAGGGAUGGUUUUAAGCAUCACUGUCCACGAUGUGAUGACAGUGUAACAAGCCUGGUAAGUGACUGAUGGUCCAGGAAUUUCCUGGGGGUGGAGGUAAAACAUCCACCUAGCACGGCUUACCAGAAAGUGAAAAGAAUUUUUUGAAAAGAUGAUAUGCUUGCUUUAGAUUUAAAAUUGAAUGUUAUGUUAUUUUUUACAUUAUGUUAAUCAUUACUCUUUUUUUACAGGUUGUUAAUUAUCAUUUAAAGGAUAACCCGUGUGAAAUGACUGUUGAGACUAGAAAAGUGACUGAGGGUCUGGCCCUAACUGUCAGGGGUAUUUUAUUCUUUUAUAUGUUUUCUUUCUUUAAAGUACCUAGCCCGGCUUCUCUGGUAUCAUCAGUCGUAUUUGCAGGGUGGUUAUCGAAAACAUUUAGUUUCCGAAGGGGGGAUAUAUGGUAGAGAAAUUUUGUGUGUUUUAUCUUAAGUUUAGUAUAAAUGUUUUAUACUAAGUAUACUUUUAAUGUGUUUUAUGGUUGAGGUCUAAAUGAAUUGAGUUGUCUCUCUGUUGCUUGCCAUGACAGUGUUUUUCCACAGCUAGGCCUGGAUGGGGGACGUGUGACCUUGGUAAGAGUAGCAAGAUAGCUUUAUGACGCAUUAGAAAACAAAGGCAUUGUGUUUUACCAGCAAUGGCUGUCUUUUUGUGUAGCAACUUAAAGGUCGCAAAGAUACAGGCCCAGUACAAACAGAUUGUUCGAAUGGGAGGGCUACUAUUUAAAUCACUGAGAAACUCAGAACGGGGUCAUUGUCAUAGUCAUUGUCAUCAUCAUUUUACCAAUGCAGGUGUAUACACCCUAUGACCAGUAUUGUGUUUCAAGCUGUCUGACACAAUUCUUUAAUAAAAUACUUUGAAGAGAA